AUGAGUCAUGUUACGUUCUGAGCUGAGUAACUGCUGGGGCUAUUUUUACUCCAGCUCAGCAAGCUUCCUUCUCGCUGCUGCCGCUGCUGCCACCGCUCGCUGCGGACCCAGGGGCAAAGGAUGGGGACAUGAGUGCGGGAGGCAGCAGCGGCUCUGCUCUGAGGCUUGUCAAGGCUCAGCGCAUACACACACACAUGCACGCAACCCAGAGCAAAAACAUUUGCUCUCACCUGUCUCCAAACCCAAAGCAAACCUCAGGUCCAAGCAAACUGCCAACCCUUCGCACGAGAAGGCACCCAAGCCAGAAUCUAACCUAAGGGGAAGAAAUUAAAUGCGCAGCAGCAACUUUUCGCUAAAAAGCAAGCAGCCGUAAGGAGGAAAAGGAGCAUUUUAAGAAAAUGACAUCUUAAAGAAGAAGAUUUUAUUUUUGGAUUUCACACCAAACUUUGGAACAAAGUUGGUUUUUUAUUAAAUAAUAAUUAUUUUGUGCAUAUUUUUCUAAGAACACUGAGUCAUUCUUACCUGCAUGUAAAAUCUUUUACGUAUAUAUAUAUAUUUUUAAAGGAAGAAAAUCGGGAAGAAAAAUAGCAUGUGGACCACCUAGCAGAAGGCAACAUCGAAGCAUCCCUUGCAGCGAGAGGGACGUAGGCUCUGGAUGCGUAUAAUUUCGAGGGACUGCAUUUUUUUUCCACCGGGUUUAUGAGAUAGCAAGAGAGGCAGGCGAGUCACCGCGAAUUACUUCUGUCUCCCCUCACCACCAGCUCCUCUCCUGAGGGCUCCUGCAACUCUCGCCCCAGCAGCCCGGCUCGGAGGGGACAUGGGAACGCGCGGCGCCCCCCAUGCCUGAGGCCGGGCGGCCGCGGGGCUCUCUGCGGGAAGCGCUUCCCUCCCGGGGCUCGCCGUCCAUGUGCCCGCAGCCGGCGGGGCCUGAAGUCGGCAUGAAUUUCGGCGUGGUCUUCGCGUUCGUCCUCUCCCUGCCCCUGGCCCGUAUGGAGGGGGACCCCAUACCCGAAGACAUUUACGAGAUUUUGGGUGGCAGCUCAGUGCGCUCCAUCAGUGACCUCCAGCGUGCCCUGCGGAUAGACUCCGUAGAGGAGGAUAGCUCGAACCUGGACCUGAAUGCAACUCAGCCCGGUCAAAACCCUGUGGCCCUGUCUCGAGAGCGACGAAGCCUAGAUGCUCUGGCAGCAGCAGAACCAGCUGUCCUGGCAGAGUGCAAGACGCGGGAGGUGGUCUUUGAAAUCUCCCGCAACAUGGUGGACAGCACCAAUGCCAACUUUGUCGUGUGGCCGCCCUGCGUGGAGGUGCAGCGCUGCUCCGGCUGUUGCAACAACCGCAAUGUGCAGUGUCGCCCCACUCAGAUCCGCGUCCGGCACGUCCAGGUGAACAAAAUUGAAUUUGUCCAGAGGAAGCCAAAAUUCAAAAAAGUCGUUGUGCCUUUGGAGGACCAUGUGCAGUGUCGGUGCGAAGCCGUGUCCCGUCAGCCCCCCAGGAGCAGCCGGCCAGGGACACGUGAACAGAGACGUUCGUCACCGUCCUUCACCACAGCCGCUGCGUCACAGAGGCAGCGAGUACGCCGGCCGCCGGCACAGAAGAGGAAACAUAAGAAGUACAAGCAUGUCAACGAUAAGAAAGUGCUGAAAGAAAUCCUCGUAGCAUAGAAGUGCUGGCAGGGGAGAGAGAGCACAAGGCAGGUUUAUUUAAUAUAUUUGCUGUAUUGCCCCCAUGGGGUCCUUGGAGUGAUAACUUUUCCUCUUUGUUCGUCUGCCUCGACGUCUGAUUCAGACAGCAAAUGGUGCUUCCCUUUCCAUCAGUGGACCUUCUCCCACCAAAGCCUCUCCUUUCUUUCAUUUAUUAGCAUAAUUUUAAAGUUUUACACACACACACACAAAAAGAACAAACAUAACCUAUAUAUAUAUAUAUAUAUAUCAGAAAAGAACAAAGUACAAAUAAAACCAUGAACCCCAACAGCCGCAACAUGCAACAAGGACAAUGCCUUCCCUGCUCCAGAGGACAGGAUGGGAAACAUGAAAAGGAAAAUGGGUCUAAUUUCUUCCAAAGAGAGGAGAAAAACAAAUGGACAGAGAGUGGAAGGGGAGUAUUCUCCCUUCCCCUCGUGUUUUUCGUAAGGCUGGGGGGCCCGUCUGAGAUCAACACUUGCACCGGACCUGCAUUUUGAAAACAGGCAUAUCUCAGAUCGCGAGUGGCAACCAGUGAUGGAAAAUGCACUAAGGACUUUUAUCGCCCUACCUGGACAGAUAUAUAUAUUUUUAAUGUGCGUGUGUAUAUUUUAUUUUAAAAAGGAAAAACCAAAACCACUAAGAUAUACAACAUCUCGGGGAACAGAACAACAAGAACAAAAACCCACCACAAAACAAAACAAAGAAGCCAAAUGCAUUCCCCUGCCCCUUUCCCCUCCUGCUCCUGGUGCUGACUGGAAGGUGUUUAGAUCAUGGGGAAGGAGCAGAGGGUGGCAGAAUCGUCUCCACACCCCUGGCCCCUGCCAAGAGGAGCCUCUUUGCACAUGCUGGUGGAGAAUUCAACUUUCCAGGCUCGGACUCUGAUUAUUUUUUAACUUCGCUCUGUAUGUGUGCGCGUGUAUAUCUGUGUAUAUGUGUAUAUAUAUAUACGUGUGCGUGCGUGUGUGUAUGUGUAUUUAUACAUGCAUAUAUAAAUAUAUAUAUAUAUGUUCUUAAA
Columba livia (rock pigeon) is the source of this 2697-nucleotide messenger RNA. It is a transcript of the gene PDGFB, whose product is annotated as platelet derived growth factor subunit B. Bases 840 to 1661 code for a protein of 273 amino acids. Lineage: Eukaryota; Metazoa; Chordata; Aves; Columbiformes; Columbidae. The transcript has 8 exons. Gene Ontology annotation, biological process: positive regulation of phosphatidylinositol 3-kinase/protein kinase B signal transduction; platelet-derived growth factor receptor signaling pathway; positive regulation of cell population proliferation. Gene Ontology annotation, cellular component: membrane. The record is from RefSeq and is a predicted model, not a curated record. Gene Ontology annotation, molecular function: growth factor activity; platelet-derived growth factor receptor binding.